AUGAAAAACGCCGUUCGAGCCCGACGCAAACGUUGCGGAAAGGCCGCCGCCGGGCCGCAGGUUCACGUGCUUCUUGUUGUCAUGGCCAUCAUGUCACUGACUUUUGAAGGGCACAGCUUCGAGUCGAAGAGGCUUGAAACUAGGUUCACAUUGGGCGCAUGGGGCGUGCGGCCGGCGGAGGGUGGCUGGGACUGCCUGAGCGCGGGUGACGCUUGCUCCGGAGAUGACACGUGCAGCCCGCGCCUGCGCACCCUGCGGCAGUGCGUGGCUGGAGACGGCAGCGUCAAGCUGGGCCCGGGCGCCCGCAACCAGUGCGAGAAUGCCAUGACGGCCCUCAUGUCCACGCCGCUGCACGGCUGCCAGUGCAAGAGGGGCAUGAAGAAGGAGAAGAACUGCCUCAGUAUCUACUGGAGCCUGCAGCAGGCCGUCCUGCACGGCCUGAGCCUGGUGGAGGACUACCCGUACGAGCCCGAGGAGAGGGGCUCCGACUACGUCCGCCUGGCCUCCAUCGCCGCCGAAUCGGAAGUGACAACGGUCAAUCGCUGCCUGGACGCGGCCAAGGCCUGCAACAUCGACGAGACGUGCCAGAAGCUGCGCACCGAGUACGUUUCAUCCUGCAUCCAGCCGUCGGCCCGCUCGGGCCCAUGUAACCGGCCCAAGUGCAACAAGGCGCUACGCAAGUUCUUUGACCGGGUGCCCCCCGACUACACACACGAACUGCUCUUCUGCCCCUGCACCGACACGGCGUGCGCUGAGCGCCGACGCCAGACGGUGGUGCCCUCCUGCUCCUAUGAGGACAAGGACAAGCCCGGCUGCCUGGCCCAGCUCAGGGUCUGCAAAGCCGAUUAUGUUUGCAGGUCUCGCUGGGCUCAGUUCCAGUACGACUGCCAGCCAUGGCAGCACAGCCCCAACGGCUGCAAGCACGGGAACCACGCCGCCUGUCUGCUGUCCUACACGGGUCUCAUCGGCAGCACCAUCACGCCCAACUACCUUGACAACUCCACCUCCAAUGUGGGACCUUGGUGCUCCUGCAGUACCAGCGGACACCAGCGAGAGCAGUGUGACGGAUUCCUAGCCUUGUUCCACGACAACAUCUGCCUCAAGAAGGCCAUCCUGGCGUUCGGCAACAGCUCAGAAGUGAAAACAGAUGCGUCGGCGGUGAACCCCCCGAGCCCGGCCGCUGACGACCUCGACUCUCCACGGGCCACCGCCGUUCCGGCAGUUUCCGUGGAAACGGCGCAGAACAUCCUGAGAGCAGAGAUCCCCACUCAGGUCAACGCUAACGAGCGACUUUGGGGCGACGAGGGGGACUCGGCGCCACCAUCGCCCGACCUCUCAGGGCACAAUGGCGGCAGGAGGUGCGCCCGCCCGUUGCCGCUCGCCAUUUGCGGUCUUCUGACUGCCACCAUAUUGCUCGGGCGCCACUAG
This is a messenger RNA of Nerophis lumbriciformis (worm pipefish), 1428 nucleotides long. NCBI's taxonomy places the organism in Eukaryota, Metazoa, Chordata, Actinopteri, Syngnathiformes, Syngnathidae. The record is from RefSeq and is a predicted model, not a curated record.